AUGCAGAUCGUCAGGAUUCAGACGAACAUCCGCGCUGCAGAUGUUCCAGAAAAACUGGAGCAAGAUGUCAGCUACGGGUUAUCAGUGGUCAUGGAAAUGCCUUCUGAUAAGUUUGUGGUUAUUGUGGAGCCAGCAGUUAGGAUAAGAAUAGGAUUCGAAGCUAAGGAGACUACGGUAGCAGUUGUUCAAGUAAACGAUGCAUGA
This is a messenger RNA of Caenorhabditis briggsae, 204 nucleotides long. The transcript is spliced from 2 exons. The record is from RefSeq and is a predicted model, not a curated record. Lineage: Eukaryota; Metazoa; Nematoda; Chromadorea; Rhabditida; Rhabditidae. The coding region runs from base 1 to 204 and encodes 67 amino acids.